Messenger RNA from Phymastichus coffea, 2077 nucleotides. RefSeq names its product flavin-containing monooxygenase 5-like. Bases 200 to 1519 code for a protein of 439 amino acids. NCBI's taxonomy places the organism in Eukaryota, Metazoa, Arthropoda, Insecta, Hymenoptera, Eulophidae. The record is from RefSeq and is a predicted model, not a curated record. The transcript is spliced from 7 exons. Gene Ontology annotation, molecular function: NADP binding; N,N-dimethylaniline monooxygenase activity; flavin adenine dinucleotide binding.
CGAGGAGCGUCUUUGGUCGCCAGUUCAAGUUCAUUCGGUGAUUAGGAGCUACUCGCGUGUUUCGGCCCUACGUCGAGUCCUAGAAUAAAUCGACUUUAAAUUCAUUGUGUCGCGCAGUCAGCGCGAGCAAUCGCGACCGCGUAAGCUCUUGCAGCGGCAGAUCAAAGUUGAGACGCUGCCGCCCAACAUUACUGAAAACAUGUGGAAGUCGUUGAUGCUGGCCGUUCUCGUGAUCGCCGCCCCCGGCGAAGGUUCAGCCAGACGAAGAGUGUGCGUGGUGGGCACGGGCCCAGCCGGUCUAACCGCCAUUAAAUUCCUAGCCGAGUAUUCGCACGAGUUCGAGUGCGUGGCGUUCGAGAAAAAUUCGGACGUCGGCGGCAUGUGGAUAUACACGGACAGCACGACGGUCGACGAGCACGGCCUGCCCGUGCACAGCAGCGCUUACAAGUAUCUCAGGGUGAACGUACCGAAAGAGCUUCUGGCCUUUCCAGACUACCCGAGCUUCGGGGGUGAGAACGUCAGCUUCGUCAAACACAGCGACAUGUUGCAGUACCUGAGAAACUACACCGAAUAUUACGAGCUUCGCCCGUACAUUCAGUUCAACACUAACGUGGAAAAAAUACUUCCUCUGCCAAAACUCAAGUGGCUCAUCAAGGCUCGCGACUUGAAUACUAAACAGCUGAACGAAGUAACUUGUGACGCUGUCAUGCUCGCCACAGGGCAUUUCGUUAAGGGAAGCAUUCCGAAAAUCCGCGGCAUCGAGAGCUUCGCCGGGAGGACGUUGCACAGUCACCUGUACCGCAGACCCCAGGACUUUGCCAAUGAAACUGUUCUGGUGCUGGGUGCCAGCUACUCCGGCCAAGAGAUUGCCACUCAAGUCAGCCGAUACGCCAAGAAGAUCUACCUCAGUCACCGACACGACAGACUGAAGACGAAGUUACUGUGGAACAUCGAGCAAGUGCCGGCAGCGAUGGGCGCCGACGGUGACAAGUUGAUAUUGAACGGUGGUAGGAGACUGAAAGUCGACGUGUUGGUUUACGCCACGGGCUUCCUUUUCGACUUUCCGUUCCUGGACGAGAGCAGCGGCAUUAAAGUGGUCGGCAAACAGAUCCGGUACGUGUACAAGCAUCUGAUCAACGUUGCGCGCCCGACCAUGGCCAUCUUGAACGUGCCGUACCCACGUCUCGCUAUUCUAGAAUCUCACGCUCAGUCGGCUUACUUUAUCGCUGUGCUGAGGGGCAAGCUGAAGUUGCCCAGUCGCAAGGCGAUGCUCAAAUCCGCGGCGCUCCCAGCUGGCAAACGCAACAGGGAUGCUCAUCUCGUCAACAAAGAGAUUUUCCUCUACUACAACCAUUUGGCGUCGGCUGCCGGUUACGAGACUCUGCCCGCUUGGUUCAUGGCUGCUUCCAACGAGAAUACCAAGAGGAUAUUCGCCGAUCCUCUUCACUUCAGACAGUACAAUUUAGUUCUUCACAAAUACGGUGGCUUCGAGUUCGUCCGACAUAAUCAAAACCUAUAGUGUAGUAAAUUUUGAGCCGUCGAUUAAAGGGAUACGUCGAGGCCCCGUGCAAAUUAUACCGUUGUUUCCACGCAACCCUCCAAUUAGGAUUGAUGUAUCAAAGAUAUCCAUUUCGAAAGCUGCAUAAAUUACAUUUUAUGUUUUAGAAACUGUUUAAAGAGUAACUUUUAAACCACGCUUGAUAGAUAAAAUCGCACUAAUGUACUUCUGCAUAUCAAUUGAUACCGUGUACAUUAUCAAGACUUACAAUUUAUCCUGGUAUAGUUUGAAGGUGUAAUACUAGAAUAGGACUUAGUUUUACAUAUACAUGUUAAUGACACAAUUGCAUGAUAUCUAGAGAGAAAGUUUAUAGUGUAAGCAUGAAAUAGUAAUUAAUUUGUGCAUAAAAUUAUGAAUAACAAUACAUUUUUUUAUGUCUACCAAACUAGGAAAAGUUGCGUGAGUAUGUAGCUUAAAAAGUAUUCUGAUAACAAUAUUAUUUGCUGACACCGAUUCGCUUCAUGACAAUGCAUGAAUAACAUAUGAGAAUCAUUAAAGACACAACUUCGUCUCGCAGCC